Molecule: messenger RNA, 2422 nt
Organism: Staurois parvus
Lineage: Eukaryota; Metazoa; Chordata; Amphibia; Anura; Ranidae
Source: the annotation of a GenBank genome assembly
UUUAGCAAAUGGACCUUGUGCUGGUGCCACAGAAAGCCCAUGGAAACUUCUUUGAGGGAGACUGCUACCUCUUACUGUAUACAAAAAAAUCUGGCAACAACCUGCUUUAUGAUAUCCACUACUGGAUUGGUAAUGAUUCUUCUCAAGAUGAGCAGGGGUCAGCAGCCAUAUACACCAUCCAACUGGAUGACUAUCUGGGAGGAGGCCCAGUGCAGCAUAGAGAAGUGCAAGGAUAUGAAUCAGAGUCCUUCAAAGGGUACUUCAAGCAGGGAGUCAUUUACAAGAAAGGUGGCGUGGCAUCUGGUAUGAAACAUGUGGAUACUAACACAUAUGAUGUGAAGAGGCUGCUUCAUGUUAAGGGCAAACGGAAUGUCACAGCUACCGAGGUGGAACUGAGCUGGAACAGUUUUAAUAUUGGGGAUGUGUUUUUGCUGGAUCUGGGGAGAGUGCUCGUCCAGUGGAAUGGACCUGACAGCAAUAAGGCAGAGAGAAUGAAGGUAACUGCUGCUUCCAGAGGUAUGCUGUUGGCUAAAGACAUACGUGAUCGAGAAAGAGGAGGCCGAAUGGAGAUCGGGGUGAUUGAAGGAGAUAAUGAGCAAACAUCAUCUGAGUUACUGAAACUUCUAUACAACACACUUGGAGAGAGGACCCAGACUAUUGGACCAGGGACUGCUGAUGAAAUUGCAGAUCAGACACAGAAAGCUAACAUCAUGCUAUACCAUGUUUCAGAUGCUAGUGGGCAGAUGGAGGUGACAGAUGUAGCAACACGACCAUUAGUUCAAGACAUGUUAAAUCACCAGGACUGUUACAUCUUAGAUCAAGGAGGAAUCAAAAUAUAUGUUUGGAAGGGGAAAGGAGCGACAAAGGCUGAGAAACAGACUGCAAUGUCCAAAGCUUUGGAAUUCAUUAAAAUGAAGUCAUAUCCGCACAGCACCAACGUGGAGAUGGUUAAUGAUGGAGCUGAAUCUGCCAUGUUUAAACAGCUUUUCCAGAAGUGGACAGUGAAAGACCAAUCGGUGGGUUUGGGGAAGGCUUUCAGUGCCAGUAAGAUUGCCAAUGUCAGCCAAGAGAAAUUUGAUGCUUCCCUACUUCAUGCAAAGCCAGCAAUGGCCGCUCAGGAACGUAUGGUAGAUGAUGGAAGUGGAAGUGUUGAGGUGUGGAGAAUAGAGAACUUGGAGAUGGUUCCAGUGGACCCUCAAUGGUAUGGCUUUUUCUUUGGAGGUGACUGUUACCUGGUACUCUACACAUACCAGGUCAACAAGAAAGCACACUACAUUCUCUACAUAUGGCAGGGUCGCCAUGCAUCACAAGAUGAACUAGCGGCUUCUGCCUUCUUGGCUGUUCAACUCGAUCAAGAUUUUAAUGGAGAGCCAGUACAGGUGCGAUUGUGCAUGGGAAAGGAGCCUCGACACUUUAUGGCCAUCUUUAAAGGAAAGAUGGUUAUAUUUGAGGGGGGCACAUCCCGCAAGGGAAACGAAGAUCCCGAGCCACCUGUCAGACUGUUUCAGAUUCACGGCACAGAACCUUCCAAUACCAAAGCUAUAGAAGUUCCUGCAUAUGCAUCUUCACUUAACUCCAAUGAUGUUUUCCUGCUGAAAACCCAGGCUGAACACUACCUGUGGUAUGGAAAGGGGUCAAGUGGAGAUGAAAGAGAAAUGGCCAAGCAACUGGCAGUCAUUUUAUCUGAUGGCUCUGAGGAGGCUCUGGCAGAGGGACAAGAAACUUUACAGUUUUGGGAAGUUCUGGGUGGCAAAGCCCCAUAUGCCAAUGACAAAAGGCUUCAGCAGGUAAAUGAAGAUGUUCAACCACGGCUCUUCGAUUGUUCCAACAAGACUGGACGCUUUAUUGUUACUGAAAUCACAGAUUUUAACCAAGAUGAUCUUGACCCAACUGAUGUCAUGCUCCUGGACACAUGGGAUCAGAUAUUUCUGUGGAUUGGUUCAGAGGCCAAUGACGUUGAAAAGAAGGAGGCACCAGUGACCGCUUUGGAAUAUCUGAACACUCAUCCCAGUGGCAGAGACCCAGAAACACCGUCCUAAUCAUCAAACAGGGAUUUGAGCCACCAAACUUCAGAGGGUGGUUUCUGGCCUGGGAUCCACUCAAAUGGAGUAGUGGUAAAUCCUAUGAAGAGCUGAAGAAAGAACUAGGUGAUACUGGGGCCAUAGAGAAGAUUACAAGGGAAGUCAAUGGCGUUGUGCUGUCCCCCAGCUCAAGUCAGAACAGCGUCUAUCAGUGUUUUCCCCUUGAUGCUUUAAUAGGGAAACAGAAACAUGAACUGCCAGAAGGUGUGGAUCCCACAAAGAAAGAGAACUACCUCUCAGACGAGGACUUUGUUACUGCGUUUGGGAUGACUAGGGGAGAGUUUUCAGCUUUACCUGCAUGGAAACAACUAAGCUUGAAAAAAGGAGUCGGACUUUUCUAA